Molecule: messenger RNA, 2138 nt
Organism: Leptonychotes weddellii (Weddell seal)
Lineage: Eukaryota; Metazoa; Chordata; Mammalia; Carnivora; Phocidae
Source: RefSeq, a predicted model, not a curated record
GCGCCCUCCAGCAUGCCCGGCGUGGCCCGCCUGCCGCUGCCGCUCCUGCUCUGGCUGCUGCUGCUGCCGCGCCCGGGCCGGCCGCUGGACUUGGCCGACUACACCUAUGACCUGGGGGAGGAGGACGACUCGGAGCCCGUCGGCUACAAAGACCCCUGCAAGGCGGCUGCCUUCCUUGGGGACAUCGCCCUGGAUGAGGAGGACCUGAGGGCCUUCCAGGCGCAGCAGGCUGCAGAUCUCAGGCAGCGGGCAACGCACAGGUCUUCCAUCAAAACUGCAGGAAAUUCUUCUACCUUCGACUGCCAGAGCUCCAGUGGGCAGCUGCAGAGGAGAAGCCGUGGGAGAUGGAGAGGCAGGUCCCGGAGCCGGCGGGCAGCAACAUCCAGACCAGAGCGUGUGUGGCCCGAUGGGGUCAUCCCCUUUGUCAUUGGGGGAAACUUCACUGGCAGCCAGAGGGCAGUCUUCCGGCAAGCCAUGAGGCACUGGGAGAAGCAUACCUGUGUCACCUUCCUGGAGCGCACUGACGAGGACAGCUAUAUUGUAUUCACCUAUAGACCCUGCGGGUGCUGCUCCUACGUGGGUCGCCGCGGCGGGGGCCCACAGGCCAUCUCAAUCGGCAAGAACUGUGACAAGUUCGGCAUCGUUGUCCACGAACUGGGCCAUGUCAUCGGCUUCUGGCACGAGCACACGCGGCCAGACCGGGACCGCCACGUCUCCAUCGUUCGCGAAAACAUCCAGCCAGGGCAGGAGUAUAACUUCUUGAAGAUGGAGCUCCAGGAGGUGGAGUCCCUGGGGGAGACCUAUGAUUUUGACAGUAUCAUGCACUAUGCCCGGAACACGUUCUCCAGGGGCAUCUUCCUGGACACCAUUGUUCCCAAGUACGAGGUCAAUGGGGUGAAACCUCCCAUCGGUCAAAGGACCCGGCUCAGCAAGGGGGACAUCGCCCAGGCCCGCAAGCUCUACAAGUGCCCAGCCUGCGGAGAGACCCUACAAGACAGCACAGGCAACUUCUCCUCCCCUGAGUACCCCAAUGGCUACUCCGCCCACAUGCACUGCGUAUGGCGCAUCUCAGUCACACCUGGGGAGAAGCUCUCAAGACCAUUCGGAAUCCGAGUCCACCAUUCAGCACGUGACCGCCUCUUUUACUAUGUCCUGAGCUCUUGAUAAGCAUAUCUUCUGGGUCUUUGGAACCUGGUCUUUGACAGAAACAUUGAACGUGACAUGAAUCAAAGCAGAUCCAAGAUCCCUUUCUGAGCUGACAUGGUUCAUCUGCAGACUUUGGACAGAAUUAUUCCACUGGCUGAGACACCACUUAAUGUCACUACCACGACCUUGUUGACUGGGAAGUGAGCUUCUCAGACCAUGCCUUUGUCAUCUUGAUAAACGCUGAAUAUGUAGACGGACUGCCUUACCAAAUCAAAUCUACUGUUCCACCAGUUGGGAAAGCGCCUUUUAAAAAGGAAAUGACAUUUGUCUGAUACGCUUUGUUUCAAGUGAACCUGAACUGGUUCCUCGUAAUCAAGUGUCUCCUUUCUAAAUGGCGGCAGACUGUUUAAUUGGGCAUUGACGUUCAACUCAGUGGUUUGCGAUUCCCAGAAUUCACUCCAAACCCUCCUUCCAACACACACAUGCAUGCGCGCACACACACCCCUUUUGAAAAUUGGCAAAGCUUUUGUUCUGAGUUCUCAAGAUUACAGACACUGAUCACAUCUGUAAGUUAUUUGAGUGUCCUCUGAUGUCAUUUUGGAGCCUAGAGGCAAAAGCCAGUUUAAAGAGGUGCUCACUGACUCUCCUCCAAUGUGAUUCGGUUUCCAUUUCCUUUCCAAACUGUGCUUAUUUUAUUUUUUGCAAUUUCAAGAGCAUUCUUAUUUGUGCUAGACUUCUAUUGAGGGUUGAGUAAUUCCAUCACCUCUCGCAGUUAACAUUCUGUCAUCUUCCCUCAAAAGUGAACCCAUCCCCUCUUUGUUCUUUUUUUUUUUUUUAAUUCUGAAUUGAACUUAACAAUUGCUGUCCUUUUGCUGCCUUGUUCUGACCAUGCCCUGGCUUCCUUUAUCCUUCUGCCAAAGGUCUCUGCUGCUGCAGCCUUUGGAGAUCUCACAGCUGAUAACAAUAAAAACGACUAACGAUUAUUGAGCGCA